Messenger RNA from Racocetra persica, 180 nucleotides. The record is from the annotation of a GenBank genome assembly. NCBI's taxonomy places the organism in Eukaryota, Fungi, Glomeromycota, Glomeromycetes, Diversisporales, Gigasporaceae.
AUGCCUGUUACCUCUUCCACUAUUCCAAAUGUUUCUAUUAUCCCUUCGGUUACUUACAAUACUCCUGUCACUCCUUUUACAGAUUUUACUAAUCUUUAUAUGCUGCUGCAGCAACAUUAUCCUUCUGCACAACUAUUUAAUCCUUUAGUUUUAAACAAAACUAAUAAUGAAAGUGAAGAG